Messenger RNA from Kuraishia capsulata CBS 1993, 339 nucleotides. RefSeq lists its product as uncharacterized. The record is from RefSeq and is a predicted model, not a curated record. Gene Ontology annotation, cellular component: preribosome, large subunit precursor. The transcript has a single exon. The coding region runs from base 1 to 339 and encodes 112 amino acids. NCBI's taxonomy places the organism in Eukaryota, Fungi, Ascomycota, Pichiomycetes, Pichiales, Pichiaceae.
AUGGCUAAAUCUAUCAGAGCCAAGUCCAAGCUUGCCGCUAAGGCCGUCAAGAGAAAGGGAGAGCCACAGAGGAAAGUGGAUGAGAGAAAUGCAAGGAUUGCAAUGCGUGCUGCCGGUAAGGAGCCUGCUCCUACCUCGAACAAGUUUGUUCACUCAAUUCCAGGCUACGAAGAGCCCGUGAAGGAGACUGUUGAAACUGAGGAACAGCCUGCCGAGGCUGCUGAGGUUGAGAUGGAAGUGGAUGCAAAGAAAGUGUCGACUUCUGGAUGGAAGACCAGCAGACAUACUGCGUACCAGCGGGCCAAGAAGUCCAAGUCGAGCAAGUUCAUGAAGUUCUGA